This is a messenger RNA of Eimeria necatrix, 632 nucleotides long. Its product is annotated as cytochrome c, putative. The transcript has 5 exons. The annotation marks the transcript as partial. Gene Ontology annotation, cellular component: mitochondrial intermembrane space. Lineage: Eukaryota; Apicomplexa; Conoidasida; Eucoccidiorida; Eimeriidae. The record is from RefSeq and is a predicted model, not a curated record. Gene Ontology annotation, molecular function: heme binding; electron transfer activity. Gene Ontology annotation, biological process: mitochondrial electron transport, cytochrome c to oxygen; mitochondrial electron transport, ubiquinol to cytochrome c.
UGGGCUGUCUCAGAAUGUCUCGCUGGAAGAAGUUCAACGAUGAUGAUGUGCCGGACGACUUCGUGUUGCCUGCCGGCGACCCUGUUCGCGGCCGUUUGUUAUUUAAGAAGCACUGCGCGCAGUGCCACGUGAUAGAGAAGGACGAGGCGCUGGGGCCCAGCCUCUACGGGGUCUACGGACGCACGGCGGGGUCAGGGCCUCGAACUUCUUUAAUGGAUUCUUCUCAAGCCAUUAAGGACUCCGGCAUAGUUUGGACAGGGUUUGCGGGGCUGGUGUCUGCUGCAGAUAUUACACUAAUGCGCUACCUCAAAAACCCCCGACAAUUUACGCAGCAUCCUCUCAGCAUGAAUUUCAGGGGCCUGGACAACUGGCAGGACCGCGUGGACUUGAUAUGGUACAUAAAGGCUGCCUGCGAAGACAAAGCAAAAGAGCUGAAGGAGGGGCUCUCUUCAGUGCGCUUGAAGCUGCAGCAGCAGCCAAAGCAGCAGCAGCAGCAGCAGCAGCAGCAGCAGCAGCAGCAGCAGCAGCUGCACCCUGCGGGGGGAGCAGCAACAGCCACGGGGGGCCCCAUGGGGGGCCCCACAGGAAACCCUCAUGGGGGGGGCCCCCCUGAAAGGGUUUCAGAAGCUUGA